UCUACUACUUCCUGCAAAGCAUCUAUUUACUUUUGUCAGCCUACCAGGUUCGGACGUGCCACUCAAGAUGUUCGGCCGUGAGCAUUUUGUGCCAAAGUUUCAGCAGAAUCAACAUGGUCGCUUUUCUAGCAUAUAGCAGUGUUCCGUUUCUGGAGCCUGUGAGGAGAUCGAUUGACUUUUUCUUCACUAAAACACUGCUGACGCGCGAAGAGUUUGUGCUCAUUGAAAGUAUAUUUGACCUGGUUUUUAAAGUGAAGUGUGAACGGGUGAAUGAAUACAAGUACAUGACGAACCGGCGCCUCAGGACUGGCCUGAAAACCGUCGUCGGUCUUUUUGCAAUCUUGGCCAUGCUCAUGUUUAUCGCUGCCCCGUUGAUCUACUACACCCUGGAGGACUCAUUGACGCAGCAUAACCACAUCAAGUACCUAAGUCUGGACUUGAGCAGCCCCGUCCUCGGAAACAUGUACCACCAGCGAGUCUCAACCUUCCACCAUAUCAGCUACCGUAAGUUUCAACUGAUGAAAAACCAUUACGGGAAAAAUAGGGCGGCUUACACUUUCCUGAACGAGUUCACCCAUGAUGACAUAAUGGUUGCUGAACUUCCAGCCAUUUCUUUGACAGAGUGGUCGACUGCCAUGCCAAGAUCGGAAGUCGCAAAAAUUUUGAGAAACAUGACGAUGCUUCGACCGACGAUCAAAUGGGUUGUGGAGAGGGUGGUCGAGGGUGACGAGGACUUCAAUGACCACACCACCAUGCUCAAAGCACCCCCUCCGAAUAGCACAUUGCCAAAUUUGAUCGGCAAGUUGGCCGAAAUGGUUGAAAAAGGUGGAACGGCAAAACCCGUUCUGCUACCAGACAUCCUGACCAAAUUUCUGCACUUCCACCGAACGGACCCUUCAAGCAACAUCAAGAGUCUCAUGCUAACUAGGGCCCGAGACCCAACGGUGGAUGAUCUGCUUGUCCAGCUGGUAAGGGUGGAGGGAAGUGACAAAUUCGCUUGGAAGCUGUCGGAAAACUGUGACACAGACGAGUACAGGCAGCACCUGUCAAAACUGCCCUUUGCGAAGGACUGCGAGACUCUGGACAUUUUCCUUUUCUCUGCGCACCCACCCUUAUUUGGAGUUGUUAAAAAUUUCGGAGGAUUAAUUGGAAUGUACGCUGGGGUGAUUUUGUCUCUGUGGACAUACCUGGCUAAAAUCUGGAAGCGCGAUGCAUACGAAAUGAUGUUUGAGGAAAUGGUCUCGCCAGAUAAAAUUUUGCAGCUCUGCCUGGAUAUUUACCAGUGCAGAAUCACCCAGCAGGCGGAGAUGGAAUUGGACUUGGGUCAAAAACUGAUCAAUAUCUUCACUUCUUCCACCGAAUUUGACAAGUGGAGCAAAGGAGCUUACGGGAUUGAUCCCCGCGCCCUCAAUUACCCUUGAUGGUUAUUCA
This is a messenger RNA of Neocloeon triangulifer, 1431 nucleotides long. Its product is annotated as piezo-type mechanosensitive ion channel component 1-like. Gene Ontology annotation, molecular function: monoatomic cation channel activity; mechanosensitive monoatomic ion channel activity. Bases 114 to 1421 code for a protein of 435 amino acids. The transcript is spliced from 8 exons. The record is from RefSeq and is a predicted model, not a curated record. NCBI's taxonomy places the organism in Eukaryota, Metazoa, Arthropoda, Insecta, Ephemeroptera, Baetidae. Gene Ontology annotation, biological process: cellular response to mechanical stimulus; regulation of membrane potential; detection of mechanical stimulus. Gene Ontology annotation, cellular component: membrane.